Schistosoma mattheei is the source of this 3780-nucleotide messenger RNA. The record is from the annotation of a GenBank genome assembly. Lineage: Eukaryota; Metazoa; Platyhelminthes; Trematoda; Strigeidida; Schistosomatidae.
AUGUUGUUGAUAAUCAAUUUCAUUUGGAAUAAUUUAAUUAUUAAAAUACAAAUUAUUUUAUUGAUCGUUUUUGUAAAUCUAUUAUUAUUUACUUCAAAUAGAAUUGAAAUUUCACCUGAAAUGUUUAAUUUAUUUGAAUCAAAUUUAUUUAAAAAGAAUUUGCCUUAUUAUACUACUGGAUCAUAUUUAAAAAAUAUUCAAAAACAAAGAGUGGAAUUAAUACCAAUAAAAUCAUCUCCUGAACAUGUUAUCCUACUUGAUACAGACAUCACAGAUUGGAGUAACUGGACAAGAAAUACUGGGAAAUAUGAAGGAUGGCGUCAACAAACGCACCCAAUUUUACAAAGAAAAAUUUAUGGUGUGUGUCAGAUAGCUCAGGAACACAAUGAUAAUUGGUUGUACAGUCCAUUAGUUUAUGUCAACGAAGCAAAAAGUAUUACUAUCGAAAUUACUUUUACCAUUAGAGAAUGUAGUGAACAUCCGAAUUCAGAAGUGUUACAGCAUUGCCAAGAGGUAUUGGAACUUUUUUUACAUCAGGUCGAUGUAACGACAUCAAAUGAUAAGAAUGUCAACCAAACACAAAAUUUAUUCAUUAAAUUGGCUACAUUAACCACAUCACAAAAGCCAAAACAUGAUUUAUUCACAGAAGAAUUUCUUAUUGGAUGGAAUAUUUCUAAUCAAAAUAAAAAUAAUUUACCUGAUUCAUCUUCAGAACAAGUUACUGUACAUAUCAGUAGAUUUAAUGUACAAAAUGAUAACAUUCAAAUAGCUGUAAGAGAUCGUGGAUCAUAUGGUCGUUGUAUCAGUGGUGCAGCAUUACUCAAUCAUAGAGAAAUACCUAAGUUAAUUUGUCAAACAGAUGGAAUAUGGUAUUAUGAAGCAAUAAAAUCUUUUCAUUCUGGUGGGGGAAAAGAUUUUGAUAGUUUAUCUAAAAACAACUUUUUAAAUCAUUUAGACAGACCAUGUGAAUGCAUGCCUGGUUUUGGUGUACUGAAUGAAGAUAAUUUAAUGGAUCAAUUAUGUGAGCCUUGUGGAUUAGAUUACUUCAAACCAACAUUUGGACCAUUUGCAUGUCAACGUUGUCCAUUAAACUCUCAUAAUCCUUUUCACACAUUAACAAGUCGUAGUAUACAACGUUUCAAUAUGUUAACCUAUAGAUCUAAAGCUUCAAUAUAUAAUGAAUCAAGUCUUAAUGAAGUAGAUAGUUGUGUAUGUGAUGCCGGUUACUAUCGUCAUCCAGUAUUAGAUAGACCAGAUUCAUCUUGUACAAAAAUUCCAUCGGCACCAAGAAACGUAACUGUCAACCUAAGCGACCCAGCAAGGGUACAGCUGUUCUGGAAUGAACCAUUAGAUACCGGAGGUCGAGCUCAUGUCUGGUAUAUAAUAAACUGUUUAGAGAUACCGAACCAGUCAUGUUCACCCCAUCUUACGGUUGUACCAACAGUUCCGACUCUGAUGACAAGCCUCGUUCUAAUUGGGUUGAAUUUGGGUAAAUCAAUUAUAUUGAGUGUAAUAGCUACAAAUGAAUUAAGUGAGCAUCUCCCACAUUUAGAGCUUAUUCAGUCAACUGCUAGCAUAACAAUCCAACUACCAAAUCCAAUUAAUAUAUCUGUUGGGAGUACCCAUUUUAAUGAAGUAAGACACUGGCAAGGCAACAAGUCAACAACACAUCAAUUAACAAUUGAUUCUAAUACAUACAAUAAAGCCGAAAAGAAUUCCUUGGACAAAGUAUAUGAGUUUUCAUGGGAACCACCUCAAUUUGUAACAAGCAAAUCAUUCAUUCAAGUAUCAACGUCAGAUUACAAGUCCCAGUUAUCUAAUUCACAGAUACAUUCGUUGGAUGCAGAUUUCAGUGUUAUUGAGUAUCAAGUAUAUGUUUGGAUUAAUUCCUCUUUGAUGGAAUUCGAAGAUUCGUAUUGGCAAAGUAAACCAGCGCUUACUCACUUUUUGUCAGAAACAUCCAUAUUUUUAACAGAUUUACCACAACCUGGAAUAUUAGGAAUAUGGGUGAGACCUCAUCUUUCAGCUGGCUGGGGAAUAUUUAAGAAGUCGGUUUAUCGAUAUUCAAAUAUUGAUCAAAAUGAUCCCAAAGUGGAAGAAAAAUCUACUACUUACAAUCCAUUACUUAUGGAUACUACCUCAAAAGAUUUAAGAUCAAUGAAUGUUUCUGAAAUAAUAAAACCAACACAAUCAUCUAAGCGCUUUCAAAUACUUAUGGGUAUAUUAAGUUUAGCAGUAAUAUUGUUAUGUUGUCUUUUGGGUACUCUUAUCUUUCUACGUUUUUGUACGAAACGAUCUAGAUCUACAGGAGAAAAUACGCAAAUGGAAACUGUUCUCGUUUCAAAUUCAGUGAAUGGUAUGACAGAGAAGCCUACACCGUGUGAUUUGGAACUUGAAGUUCCAGAUACUCCAGUGGCAAGUGACCAUUCAAGUCCAAUAAAAUCAACCAUGUGUGAUUCUUCUCAACCACCCAUUUCAGUUCGAGAAACAAACAAAGAAAUCGAUCCACGUCGGAUAAUGAUCAGAAGUACAAUAGGGGAAGGUGAGUUUGGUAAAGUAUGUGCUGGUGAUUUUAUAACUACUGAUGAAGAUAAAGUUCAACUUGUUGCAAUAAAAAUGUUACAUCCAGAUGUCAGUGAAAAAACUCAUCAUCCAAAUAUUAUUCAAUUAAUUGGAUUAGUCAUUAAAUCUGAACCUAAAAUGAUAGUUAUUGAAUUUAUGGAAAAUGGAUCACUGGAUAAUUAUUUACGUCGCAACGGAAAUACACUAUCCAUGGAACAAUUAUUGUAUAUGUUGAGAGAUGUUGCAUGUGGUAUGAAUUAUCUUUCUCAUCUUAACUUUGUUCAUAGAGAUUUGGCAGCCCGUAAUAUACUUGUUGAUAAGUUUAACAUUUGUAAAGUGUCUGACUUUGGUUUGACGCGAAAAUGUAAUUCAGAUUCUGAUGAAGAUGCAUAUACGUUCACUGGAGGUAAAGUUCCCAUACGUUGGACGGCUCCCGAAGCUAUAAUGUACAGGAAAAUCACAUUUGCCAGUGAUAUAUGGUCAUUUGGUAUCGUCGCUUGGGAGUUAUUUAGUUUAGGUGAAAGACCUUAUUGGAACUGGACAAAUCAGGCUGUAAUUGCAAUGCUAGAGAAAGGUUACCGUUUGCCAUCACCAAAUAUAUGUCCUUCUGAUAUAUAUCAAAUAAUGACUUCAUGUUGGCAUAGUAAUCCAGACCAAAGACCAGAUUUUAGUUCAAUUUGUGUAGAAAUUAAUCACUUUAUCGAUUCAUAUCUUCAAACAAAUAAAAGAAUUGAACAGCUGAACAUUAAUCAAUUAAAAAAUGAUAAUGGUUCUUUAGCAUUUUCACUUAAUGAUGAUCUCGCAUACUGUUUAUUACCUAAAUCAUAUGAUAUUAGUUUAACUACGAAAAGUAACAAUAAUACUUCUGGGAAUAAUAACAUAUCACAGAUUUCAAGAACUUCAUCAUAUAAAAUGUACACAUCAUUUUCUUCAUCAAAUACAUAUUUCAAUAUAAAUACAGCAAAUAUACUCACAGAGAGUUCGUUUCCUAACAGUAAUACAGAAUUUAAGAAUGAAUUAUUAAUAAAUGAUUUUAAGGACUCAGUUCAAAAUAACUUUAUAGCUACACAUGAUACCGGUAACCGUGGAAAUAUAAGUUGCAGUCAGGAUAAGUAUCUUCACUAUUCAAGCAGUUUAAAUAGAAAUGAAUGUAAUUCUGAUUUACUAAAUGAAACAUAUACUCCGUUAUCAAAACAAAAGUGCAAUGGUUAUGCGUAG